Messenger RNA from Leishmania major strain Friedlin, 1128 nucleotides. RefSeq lists its product as hypothetical. The record is from RefSeq and is a predicted model, not a curated record. The transcript has a single exon. Gene Ontology annotation, biological process: mitotic DNA replication checkpoint signaling; mitotic G2 DNA damage checkpoint signaling; DNA replication initiation. Lineage: Eukaryota; Euglenozoa; Kinetoplastea; Trypanosomatida; Trypanosomatidae. Bases 1 to 1128 code for a protein of 375 amino acids.
AUGUUUCGAGGCCACACUUUCCUGCUCUCUCUUGCAGCGUCGCCGUUGACGGUGGUGGAGCUUACCCAAAACGGCGGGCGCGUGGUAUACGACUUGGAUGACAAGACUCCCGUCACAUGCGCCAUCAUCGCGAGCGAUAACCAGCCCGGCACUCCCGCGCACUCCAGCCGUGGCUCGGGGCCAUCAAAGGAACUGCCUAAAUCACUGGAGAGCCGCGUCCGUUCCAGUCGCCUCACAGUAGUUUACGAGCAUUGGGUGCAUCAGUGCCUGCGCGAGAACCGUCUCUUGCUACCGUGUCAAGACUACCCCGACACCAUCGCUUACGACCCGUACUUAUUUACGGGCGUUCACUUCACAACGACGCAGCUGCCGCUGCAGCUGAAAGCGAACAUUAUCGCACUCAUGCAGUUCUACGGUGCCACGUACCACAACCACCUGCUGGACACGACGAACCUGUUAGUUUACAGUCACAUGCACCUUUCACCCGCCGCCCCGCGGCAUGCAGCAACGGCCCCUCUUGCACUUCGGCUCCUCGCUGCCGGUAGCCGCGAAGCAGAAGCACCGUUGUCCACGAAAGAAAUGGAGGCAGCAAACACCAGUCCUAGUCAGCAAUUAUCGGCGGAGCGGUCUGGCGACAACUCUACCGAGGCUGCUCAGCCAUCGCUGACGAAGCUCGACGUUGCGCGUCAACGCGGCCUUGCGUGCGUGACACCACAGUGGGUGCAGCUGUGUCUGAAGACUGGCGAACUGAAGCCGGCAAGCUCGGCUCUAGCGGCUGCACCUCUUGCUCAGACCCCGUCGCCCCCUUCCACCAACUCCAGCUCAACAAUUCGGGCUGACGCUCCUGUGCCCAUUGUGACUGCUGCUGACGAGCUUCGUCACCAUGAGGAGGAAGUGGAUCGAUGGGUCGGCGAAGUACUCACGAGCACACCACCUUUGGCUCGUCCCCACUCUGGUGGUGCCACCACGGGUGUGUGUGCAGCGCCCCUCCCUGGGCCGUCGUUGUGCACCGUGCCAGGAAGACAGAAGGAAGCUGCAGAGGUGCGUGAGGCGCUCAAGCUAGCAGCUCAGCUCUCCCUCUCUGGUGCGUCGGCCUCGAGGAUUCGAAAGCGCCGUCGCGCGCACUGA